CGGAUGAAACAGUUCUGCUAUAUAAAUAAAAUUAUUUUCAAUGUAAGUGAGAUGUAUUUACGACGUACCUACCACAAACUCCGUCACAAUCAAUAUAUAUCGUGAUUCAUAUUUGUGAUCUCAAUAAUGGGAGAAAACUAUCGAUAUCAACGAGUCAAGCUGUAUGAUAAGAUAACCGAUUAUAAAUACGUCUCGUUCUUUCCCCACACAACGAAAUAUGCAAUAGGUAUUGGAUGGUCGCGAAGUAUCCGCUGCUUAUCAGAAAUGAUUUCAGCAGCUUGUGGGAUGGUUGUUUCUGUGUUAUUAUUGUGCUGAAGUUGAUUCCAGUUAUUAUUGCAAUGGCAAACGAUCCAAAUUAUAAGAAGAAUCGUCCAUCAAGCGUGUUUGACGCUUUUCGGAACCGAUCGAAUGGCCCGAAAAAAGUUCCUAAUCACCACCAACGACAAGCCCGUGAAGUUAAGUCGAUUGCCGAAUCAUUCUCUUCGUCGAGCAUCAGCAUUCAUGAGCAAUUCACAUAUCUACAAGCGCAGCACAAAGAAUUGAAUAACCAAUACGCAGCAUUGAAAAAUAAUUAUCAGGAGCUGAACGAGCGUCACGAAAAGCUAAAAAGUGAGCACUCUGAUCUACAAGAUGAAUAUAGCAAACUGAAUGUCGAUUUCAAAAACUUGGAGGACUCACAGAAAAGCUUCAACGUGGGUAAAAUUUUAGUGCAUUUGAAGCUGAAGCGACGUCUCGAUAAGGAAUCGCUCGUAAGGCGAAAUAUUUUGCAGAAUGAAGCUUGCUUCAACACUUACUUGGAGAGUGUGAUCAAGAAUGAUACGUUGGGUAUUCCCAAGAUCGUGGUGGAAUGCAUAACGAUAGUUGGGUCUAACGAAAAGUUCAUGAAAUCACCUGGACUGUACAGAGUGUCGGGUAAUCAUAAUACGAUACAAAACCUACGGUACGAAAUCAACGCAGACAACUACAAGAAGCUGCGGAAGCAGAAAACUCCCCAUGAGGUUUGUGGUGUGCUGAAGCUUUUCUUGAGGGAACUAAAAGAGCCGAUUGUUUCGUUGGCACUGUUGAAACGGAUCAUACCAGGGCCGUCAGAUAUGAUACACACGAGAACAAUCAAAGUGUUGGAGUUGGUGAAUUCUCUAGAUGAAGUGAGGAAGAACACUCUACGGUAUCUGAUGGGGCACCUGAGAAAGGUGGCCGACAUUGAGGAAAAUGAGAUGGACUCAUCGAGCCUAGGGAUCCUGAUGAGCUCGUGUAUUUUCAACGAAACGUUGACCGAUGUCUGCCCAGAGCGAUUCGAAACAAUAAGCGCUGUUCCACGGGAAUGUACGAGAACAAUGAUUGAACAUUAUGAUGAAAUCUUUCCAAGAUAA
Molecule: messenger RNA, 1370 nt
Organism: Armigeres subalbatus
Lineage: Eukaryota; Metazoa; Arthropoda; Insecta; Diptera; Culicidae
Gene: RhoGAP16F
Product: rho GTPase-activating protein 15
Exons: 6
Coding region: 234-1370 (378 amino acids)
Biological process (GO): signal transduction; regulation of GTPase activity
Cellular component (GO): cytoplasm
Source: RefSeq, a predicted model, not a curated record